Messenger RNA from Grus americana (Whooping crane), 7952 nucleotides. RefSeq names its product gamma-aminobutyric acid type A receptor subunit beta2 (gene GABRB2). The record is from RefSeq and is a predicted model, not a curated record. Gene Ontology annotation, biological process: nervous system process; chemical synaptic transmission; monoatomic ion transmembrane transport. Lineage: Eukaryota; Metazoa; Chordata; Aves; Gruiformes; Gruidae. The transcript has 10 exons. Gene Ontology annotation, molecular function: extracellular ligand-gated monoatomic ion channel activity; GABA-A receptor activity; neurotransmitter receptor activity. Gene Ontology annotation, cellular component: GABA-A receptor complex; membrane; neuron projection. Bases 730 to 2154 code for a protein of 474 amino acids.
GGGACCGAGCCGUGCCGGGGAACGAGCGGACUGGAGCCUCGCUCUCUGUGCAACACCCUCACCCUUGUCCCUCCCACCACCCCCCGUUUGGUGUGGGUUGUGGUGGGGUUUUUUUUUCUUUUUUUUUUUUUGUGUGGUUUUUUUUCCCCCUCCUCCACCCUCCUGCAGCGAGUUAAAUAUUUCUUUUGUUAAUUGACGCCCCAAGUGUUCCCAAUCCCUUCCCCGCGCAGCCCGGGCCGGCCUAGGACGUGUGCACGCCCAGAUAUGCUCGGUGAAGCAGCACAGAUCCGCGGGGCUGAGUCGGUAUGUGGGUGAGGAGGUGGUGUAAAAGGAGCUACGAGCACAAAGCAGAUUUGUGAGGAAUAAUUUAACUCCAGUGUCUGUUGUUUUUCGGGGUUUUGGGUUUUUUUCCUUCUCUUUCUCCUUUCUCUCUUUUUUUUUUUUUUCCUGCUCAGGAUUUAAAUGUCACUCAAAGCAUCCCCAAAUGAGCUUUCUGCUCGUCUUCGAUUUCUUCCGAGGCAUUAAUUGGAUCACACGCUGCAUUUGAAGAGCUUGGGUGUUUUACCCACGAAGGAAAUUUGCUCCAUCUCCAGCAGCAACCACUGCUCCUUUUGAUGUUGUGGUACGCCGUGCGCAUGCGCUUCACAUUAGAAUUACUGCACUGGCCAGAAUAAGUUGGAUCUCUUCUUCUCUUCACUGAAACCCUAAAUCAUAUCAAAAGCUAAAGGGAUGCUGAGAGUCCGGAAAAAGGGUUACUUUGGGAUUUGGUCAUUCCCUUUAUUAAUAGCCGUGGUGUGUGCACAGAGCGUCAAUGACCCUAGUAAUAUGUCACUGGUAAAAGAGACCGUGGAUAGACUGCUGAAGGGCUAUGACAUUCGUUUGAGGCCAGAUUUUGGAGGUCCCCCAGUGGCUGUUGGCAUGAACAUAGACAUUGCCAGUAUAGAUAUGGUCUCAGAAGUCAACAUGGACUAUACCUUGACAAUGUACUUUCAGCAAGCCUGGCGGGAUAAGAGGCUGUCGUAUAAUGUAAUACCUCUGAACCUUACUCUGGACAACAGAGUAGCUGAUCAGCUCUGGGUUCCCGAUACCUAUUUUCUGAAUGACAAGAAGUCAUUUGUACAUGGUGUCACUGUGAAGAACAGAAUGAUCCGUUUGCAUCCAGAUGGGACAGUCCUUUAUGGACUCAGAAUUACAACAACAGCUGCUUGUAUGAUGGACCUACGGAGAUAUCCGCUGGAUGAGCAGAACUGCACACUGGAGAUUGAGAGCUAUGGCUAUACCACAGAUGACAUUGAAUUUUACUGGCGUGGGGGUGAUAAUGCGGUCACAGGAGUGACAAAGAUCGAGCUGCCACAGUUCUCCAUUGUAGACUACAAGCUUAUCACCAAGAAUGUUGUUUUCUCUACAGGUGCCUACCCAAGGCUGUCUCUCAGCUUUAAACUUAAGAGAAACAUUGGUUACUUCAUUCUGCAGACCUACAUGCCUUCUAUUCUGAUCACUAUCCUGUCCUGGGUUUCCUUCUGGAUUAAUUAUGACGCUUCAGCUGCAAGAGUUGCUUUAGGGAUCACAACUGUACUCACAAUGACAACAAUUAACACCCAUCUUCGAGAGACUCUUCCCAAAAUUCCAUAUGUGAAAGCCAUUGACAUGUACCUUAUGGGAUGUUUUGUCUUCGUUUUCAUGGCUCUGCUGGAGUAUGCAUUGGUCAACUACAUCUUCUUUGGCAGGGGACCUCAGCGUCAGAAGAAAGCGGCAGAAAAGGCUGCCAGUGCCAACAAUGAGAAGUUGCGAAUGGAUGUCAAUAAGAUGGAUCCACAUGAAAAUAUUUUGUUGAGCACACUUGAAAUUAAAAAUGAGAUGGCUGCCUCCGAGGCUGUGAUGGGGCUUGGGGACCCUAGAAGCACUAUGCUGGCCUAUGACACUUCAAGCAUCCAGUACCGGAAAGCUGGCUUACCCAGGCACAGCUUUGGUCGCAACGCCCUGGAGCGACAUGUGGCACAGAAGAAAAGUAGGCUACGGAGACGUGCAUCUCAACUGAAAAUUACCAUUCCUGACUUGACUGAUGUAAAUGCCAUAGAUCGAUGGUCGCGCAUAUUCUUCCCUGUUGUUUUUUCCUUCUUCAAUAUUGUGUAUUGGCUUUACUAUGUGAACUAAGAAACAAAGCCACACAGGAAGCAAGAACUGGAUUUCUCUUCAAAUCGGUUGUACAGCCAAAAGUGGGACUUAGAAAAAUUCUAUUCAGGACAAAAAGUUAUUUUAAAACACCUUAGUUGCUGGCCCACUCUAUGGUCUGGUUUUAUAAUGUUUCGGUUGUAUCUGCUAAAUCAUAAAUACGUGAAGUUGCAGUAUGGAUGGUAUCCCCUUAUCAAAAUAGAAGUGCAUUUUGAGUGUGAAGGCAAAUUGGAUUUUGACAAUCAUUUCUGUCUCAUUUUCCCUUGCUUUUUUUUUUUUAAUGGCCAUUUGAGUUUAGCGAUACAAAUCAUAGAAUGGCAUUUGAGAAACAGGUUUGAAUUUCAACAGCAGUGUGUACCAUUCCCAGGGAAACUGCAUAUCUGAGACAUGCAUCUACACUUAAGAAAGUGUACUAAGUUGUUAUCAUGCGUAUGAAACAUAUACACUUUACCUUUUAAAUGUGUAAACUUGAAAACAAGUAGUGCCUAUCAUCUUUCCAAGGUGAUGAUGGUCAGAGGUUUCCCAACCAUAUUCAGGUAUUUCCUGUUAUUUAUUGAAAGAACUAAACCUUUGACUGAUAAUAUUAGGGUUGGGUGUUUGCACAGAAGCUGAAGCAAAAAGCACUAGUUUUGUUGGGUUUUUAAAGAGAGAACAUAUGCUCACAAUCACAAUGACUGUAGUUGUGAUCAACAGAGGAAUGUAGCAAUGGUAUAAAAAUGCAUCAGCUCUGGAUGGAUAGAUAUGCUGCUGGUUUGUGUUGGGGAAAGGAAAUCGUCUGUCCAAAGUGCCAAAAUUGCUUGGCCAAAUAGUAAUUCCCUAGGUGGGUGAAGGGAACCAGUGGUGCCCUGCCUGUCUGGGGUAGGGAGAGCUAGAGAGCAAUCAUCAAAUACAGGGCCAAGGAGAGGGAAGGCUACCCAUGUGUAAAAGUGUGUGUGCAAGUGAAUGGUGGCAGUUACAGCACGUACCUUAGUCUGAAAUCCUCAUGUGGAGUUGUGCCAUUUCCUCCAAGUUUGCAAUCCAGUGUUAUCUUUGCUACUGGUGUUAUGCUUAACGCUUUACAUCCAGUUUGAUUAAGGGUAAUCGUACCUCUUUCAACAGUAAAGAUCCGAGCAUGUGUACUUCAGUAGAAGAAAUACUGACAGGGUAUUUUCUCAGUCUGGAUUAGGCAAUGCCAUUUCACUUUUUAAUUUCUUUUUCCUUAAUGCACUGUUUUAAAGGGAAAAAUUUGGUAGCCAUCACUUUUAGAGUUUAAUUCUACUCUUGACUGUUUCCUGCUUUAGGAUGAUUUCCAUUGAAAAACUAGCAAAUUUCAGUUUUGCUUUAGGAAACAUUUUGAAAUAAAAGGUUGAGUUCUUUCAUUCCACAGAGCUUUACUCUUAUGGGCAAAAUAGAAUAGACAAAAGAUAGAAUUUUAUAGGCAAAUUAGAGUUUGCGAUUUAGUCCAUUGUGGAAACUUUUUCGUAAUGAAAAAAAAAUUAUCUGCAAGAACCAUAUAAAAAGUAUAAAUUCCUAAUGGCUUUUACUAAAUCAGAUCCCCAGUAUUGUUUGACACAGAAUAUUUCAUUAAGCAAAAGCCACAUCUGUUGUAUCUAUGCUACCUCUCAUCUGUGUACAAAUUUCUGAAAGAAACUAGAAUUCAAGUAUCUUCUAAAUAGCAAAGGAAUUAUUUCAGGCAGAUACGUUUUCCCCAUUUAAGUAUUCUUUUGGCAAUACUUUAAGAUAGUUCUUAAGAAUUUUUUUCACAAAAUAUUUUCUUUGAAUUUUUUGUUCUUGUUUUAAAAGAGUAACUUUCUUAUAAGUUUCUGUGGGGUUUUUUUUCCCCAUUUGACAGUGAAUGAUAGCAAUAGGAGGAAAACAGUUCUGGGAACUAAUAGGCCAAUUUUCUGACUUUGUUUUGAGCAUACCAUCCACUUAUUUCUGCUUCAAAAUGGGAGGGAAUAGUGCUGAGCCUGAAAUGGGGUUUGCCAGCCCUACACACCGCCUGUUGUUUUCAAGGGAGUUGCGUGUACGUUCACGUACUGCCUCCAGGUUCAGACUCUGCAAUAUGUAGAGACAGGCUUUCGUCAUGCGAUUAACUUUCCAAGACAAAAUGUUGGGUUUGGAUCACAUACUUAAUUUCUGACUCCAUUUCACACAUAACGCAAUAAGCUUUGUAGAUGCAUUUGGAAUUUCGACUGAUAGGUAUGAAUCAUGUUGGGAUUUUUUCCCAAUUCUAAGAAAAGGAGACACAUCAAAAUUCAGUAGUUCUCUUCAAAGUCUGUCCUUUAAAAAUGGUAUUAAUUAUCGUAAAUGAAAGCAGUCUUAGAGUAUUCUUCUGUACAAGCUUUUCUUUCAUUUCACAAAUUGCUGCCAACUCCUUUUUUAUUUCAGAGAAGCAUAGUGUGAAUACAGGGAGCUCACAGCCUGUUUGUGGUCGAUACACAUCAAGUAGAGAACCUUACAGAGAAUAUGUUGACUCUGCGUUGGUUUACUGCAUCAGCUCUUAUGAAAACCACAAAGACUGAAUCCUAGAACUGCACAUUAAUUUAUCUGAAGUUACAGUACAAGCCAUAAUACUCUCUGAUGUUGCUAUUCAGAGGGUGAAAGAAAAUGUCUGGUUUCUGCUCAGGUGUCACUAGGAAAGAUAUAUUAUCCGGGAGGAAGGAGCACUUGCUUUUACUGUGUCCUUCUGGCUAUUAAUGUGAUGUAUAAAUUAGUGAAAGAGAAGGAUUCUAUCAUUUUGUACUGAGGCUUAACACUGUGAUACAAAAAGAUGGGGGUGAGAAAGCCUGGCGAGGCACUGUCAAGGGAAAAGUAUAACUUGAGCCUAAGGUGAGCACUUACUCCUCUUCUGAGAUACUUGAGUGAGAAAUUACGCCAACAUACACGAGAGAUGGGGUUUGCUAUGUGUGCCACCCUGCAGGUAAACUAGAAUAAAUUUGCUUUUAGUUUAGAAUUGACUGAAAAUGAAUAUUCUAGAUCCUCUUAAUCGUGUUAAUUGUUGUUAGUUUCAGUAAGCAAAAUAAUUAAGUUAAUAAUUUAGAUAAACCUUGUAAUAUAGUUGCACAUUUUAUUGUUCUAAUAGACAUGAUAGCCAGCAAUUAAGGUGUUUUUCAUCUUUGUGAAAUUCAUGGGCAAAUUAUGACUAUAACAUGGCACAGUUUUAAUGAAAUCUUUGAGAUCAAUCUGUAAAUAUAUACUGUACAUGACUGCUAGUAAGUAUGAUACACAUUUUCAGAACUGAAAAUUCAUGCAACAUAUUUCUGUGUUUGCAUAAGGAAUGUUAUGUUUCUAUCCUGUUGCGGUUUAAUGACUGGGAAGAAAGACUCAAGCAAUGACAUUGUGACCAUUUCUUUUCUCAUUCCCAGGGGAGGAAAACAGAGUCUUAGAUAACAGCAUGUCGCAGAGCUCUUCAGAGAGUUUUUACAUUCUAAUACAAAGGACAUAAAAUCUGUAAGGUACAAAAGCACAAUGCACAGAGAAAAUGAGUAUGGUCUUACACCUGGGGAACAAAUCCCAUUUGUUUCUGACAAACAUGCAUUAAAAUUAAAGAAUCAAUUGAUUUUUCACUAUAAUUAUUAGACUGUGUUCCAAUUCAAUACUGUAACACAGUGCUAAACAUAAGUGAACGGAUGUUAAACAUUAUCCAGCUAUAUGUGCAUAUGGACAUAUACCUAAAUGUCUGUAUGGACAUAUGUGUGUAUAUAUACACAUACUGAGUAUAUAUAUAUGCACACACAUUCAUAUGUUGGCGUGUUAAAGGAAUAAGCUAAUAAUAGUUUUGUUUCUACCAUCAACCAGUGUAUGAAUAUAUUUUUGAGAAAAAAAGAUUAAUGUAUUAAAAAAAACCAACUUACUAUACAGGGUAACUGGGCAUUUCUAUAUCAGCAGAUCAAUGCUUAUAAUUCGUAUGGAGCAUUGCACCGUUUGCCAUGAUGAUAGUACUGUACCUCCUAGCAUCUGAAAUUAGACUAGUCCUCACAUUGCUUGCCUAUUUCUUCUCUCUCUUUUUAUAACAGCAUUGUCCACUAGUAAGUUUUCAAAACCGACGAAUUCCUUAGGGAACCAAGAAAAAAAAAGGCAAAAAUAUUAACUAUUUCUAGAAAAUAAUCUAGGGUGGGAUGGCCAGGGUACAAUACUAUAUCAGUAGUGAUCAUAACAUUUUGCUAUGUGUACAUAGAACAUACAAUGUGAGCAACCAUAACUUAAGCUGAACGUGUGUAAAUAUUAUCAGAUUUCUUAAACAUUUUUAACUUCUAAUUUGUACUUUAUGGUAAGGCAAAAAGCUAAUUCUACUUAUGGUUUAGGUUUAUGUGUCCUAAAAUUAUGUAAAUAAUUAAAUAAGCUGUAAAUGAGCAGUCGAUAGAUACAGUAAUUGUUUAGUGACUUUUUUUUACUAAGUACAAUAAUUGCAGUGCUCUAGCAGAGUAAUUUAAACACCCUUUUGCAUAAACAGAUUUGGAUUCCAGAUAUAAAAAAGUACAGAAAGUACUGUAGUGUAAAAUAGCCAUCGCGGCAAUGUUACUGCUAGCACAAUCGAUUCUUUUGUACGGCGAAAAUGUUCAGGCCACAGAAGGUGGUAGCUCAGCACUCAGUACUCAGAUGAGCAUAAACAGGGCCUGGGUCUCACUUACAGGACAGCGCCUUUAUGUUGCUCCAGUGAGUGGGGAGGUGAAGGGACCCAGGGUAAGUGAGAAUUCAGCGGUCGGUGAUUUCAUUACAGAAAGCCUGCAUAUUGCGUCUGUCUGUUUCUGAAAUCUGUAUCUCUUAUGGUAUCUAAUAGUAGACUUAUAUUUUUCUUUACCAAAAAAAAAAAUAAAAAAUGUUUGACUGUCGUUAGAUAGCAUAGUCCCCCAAAGCCAAAGAAUGCUCACUCCAGAAAUUGUUUAAAAGGGAAAUCUAAUAAGUCACUGCUUAACACCAAAGGUAAAGCUUAAUAAAAUGCACUAGGAACUUUGUCUAAAUUUUUAAGAAGCAAAUGGAAUGUUGAUCAAAAAUACUGCCCUAUUCUACUUUGUAAAAAUAGUAAUAAUUUAAAUAACCGUUAAUAUAAAAUUGAAAUAGAUCAUCUCUACAAGAAUAUGCAACACUAACACUUCAUAAGUAUAAAAUUAUUUUCUUUGUAAGUGCUUUGACAAAAAAUGAAACUUAAAUGAUGAAAAAUCUCACCUCUACUUUCAUACUAAGGGUUGUAUUUUUUUAAUGUUUUUCAGACAUGAGGUCAUCUAUUCCAAUUUGAUAACAUUUUGUAUGUUUUCACUGUUACUGUCAUUUGACAGAUACUCACCAGGCUGUAUUGUUCAUGGUCUGUCCUGUUACUUUCAGUUGAAGACAAAAAGAACAUUUGAAACAUGAUUAAUUCUAACAAGCUGACUAUGAUUUGACUUCUAUCACAUUUUUAUUUGCAUGGGUGUUUAAAUGGUUCUGUUAGUACUGUCUUUGCACAGUUCUGAUUUAUCUUUUUUUUACUUAGUACUAUUUACUUCAUAAUGUAGUAAUCAUCAGCCUUACUAAUGACCUUGUAGCCUUUCUUAUAUGCACAUAAUGCACAUUUUCCAAUGGCUAGAAAAUGCAAAAUACUAGUGGAUAUCAUUGCAUCAGAUCUUCAUGUCUUUCUCAAAAGGACUGCUAACCUCUGGGAUAUAUGAGGUAGUAAAAUGAUGAUUGUAAAUGAGUAGCACAUAAGAGAUAUUUUCUUGAAUUUAAAAUUAUUGCAGCCAGUUUCAGCAUGUAAAUAUAUAAUAAUGUUGGCUAGUGUGUAAUUCUUGAACUAAAAAAAUAUAAAUAAAGAAAACCUAAAA